AUUUAAAUGUUACCAAAAAAGACGUGUAAAAUUAGUUGAUGUUUGGACGUUGUCUAUUAGUGCUUUCCUUUAACAGGUGCAUACUUAUUCACUAGGCUAUACUGAUUCAGUUUCUUUUGCGAAGUAGUGGUGGGCCUUCAUGAAAGUUCUUUUGAGAAGCCUAUAGAAACUGGAACGUCCCUGUAGGGAACAAAAGUGCAGGUCGUGGUACAAAACAAAAGAGAUUUUUAGUACAUUCAUCAUCAGAAAGGGCAUUAUCAUUGAAACAGUAUAAUUCCAUGAUAAAUCACGUUGCACCCAUUGUUUAUGACUGUAUAUAAUACACUGUAAUAUACAGAUUAUACAUUCAGCUAACUUUUAAGUCUUCCAAAGUAAGAAUAUAGUAACUACAUCGAAUUAUUUCAGUUGUAUUUUGUUAAAAAAAAACAGAUCCACAGACCGCCCGAGCAAAAUUUCGUUGUGCUGAUGCCUGACCUGCUAUUGGUGCUUGUUUACACGAUGCCCACAGGAGGCGCUGAUUGGUCGCAUUUCUCACGUGACCGACCAACUUUGUACAUUUGACAGGGGAGUAGGUGGGUUUUGGAGAGAUCAGAAAAACGACAGCACGAUAAAAAUUAGAAUUGUUGCACUUUACAAAUUAAUGAUCAUGAGUUCCUACUUGAUCAAUUCAAAUUACAUCGAACCGUCUUUUCCACCCUGCGAAGAAUACCAGCAAAACGGAUACAUGCCUAUGCCUUCUGAUUAUUAUGAGCGGCCGAAGGACUCGGGCUUCCCCCAUCACGAGGAGGCAUCAUUCCCGCGAUCAAACUACCAAGAACCGAGCUAUGAUUACGGUAAUGUGUCAACCAACGGCCUCAACGACUUCACAGACCGUCAUCACGCGCAACCUCAAUCCGUUCCGCAGAAUCAUGGACCCCACCUCGGUACAGAGAGCUGUGCUGUUUCAACUGAAAACAAGGAGUGUAGCCUUGUGUCUGAGACUCUCCCAGGCGCCCAGAAGGGCAAGGAGCCGGUGGUAUAUCCCUGGAUGAAAAAAGUCCACGUUAAUACUGUGACCGCCAGCUACUCUGGAGGAGUGCCCAAGAGGUCUCGCACCGCCUACACGCGCCAGCAGGCUCUUGAGCUUGAGAAAGAGUUUCACUUUAACCGAUAUCUGACUCGACGUCGACGAGUGGAGAUCGCGCACACUAUGUGUCUUUCUGAACGUCAAGUGAAAAUCUGGUUUCAGAACCGCCGCAUGAAGUGGAAGAAGGACCACAAGCUUCCCAAUACAAAGAUCCGUUCCUCGAGUUCUGCGUCCUCCAGCCAUCACGUGAAAACGGACGCCAGUCAGCAGCAGCAGCAAACACUACUUCCUACGUCUUGCUCCUCGAACCUAUAGUACUUGAGGCACAUCUGCACAAACGGACCUGAACAAGAAAGAAGAAUACAUAUUAGAAUUAGGAUCGGAACUUCACAGGGUUACUUUUUCGAUGUCCGAUAAGGCAACGUCACUUCGCCUCCCCAACCUCUUCUUUCACACUUAUUUGAGCUGGGAAACACACAUGUCCUGUAUAGAUAGUUGUUUUUUUCGUAAUGGAACAAUUGUAGAGUGUAAUUUAACUUGAUUAAUGGAUCGUUGCGUUCUUUUUCUCUAACCAAGGCAUACGAACAAUGCUGGUAACGCGUGUACAAAUUCCAUUGACAAUUUAAUAUGAAGGCACAAGUAUAGGAGCGAGCUAUGUGAGGUAGUGAUCAUAUUUGUUAGUUAAAUUUUUAGUGUAUUGUGUCUGUAUUUACGUCAUCAAAGCUGUGAAUAUUCGUGUAUUUGGUUAUUUGUAUAUUGGUGAAAGAUGUCAAGAUGUUUUAGUAAGCCUGUAUGCAAGUAACUGUAGGCAACCAGUGGAAAUAAUAAAUAUGAAUUUAUUGUGUACAAUCCCUUUAGACUAAUCCCUAGCUAGGACCAAUGUUGGACCAAGAUGUAUUUACCUUUGUACAUGUUUACAGAGGCGUGAUACUUUUUUAUUUAAACGUGUUCACAAAUUAUAAUUCACAAAAAAAAAAAAAAACGUUUAAAGACAUACCCUUCGUUAAAGACUGUUAAGUGUCAAUUAACACAUAAACGGGAAAUUGUUGGAAGAAAGCUUGCCACAAGACUCUGUAAAAUACAACGCAUAAUUUCACACCAAUAUUUUCUUAUCGUGACUUUAUGCUUUUACGAACCAAAGUAGUUCGCCACCAAACCGGUGCAUUAAAAUUUUACGUUUUUAUUUAAUCCAAAAAUGUAUCAAGUUAAAGCAUAAUUAAACAGAAUUUAGCAGUUAUUUAUUACUACUCCUUUUUGCCAAGUUAUUUAAUUUCAAGGAUAUAAUGUUAGAAAAUGUAUCAUUCGACUA
Messenger RNA from Paramisgurnus dabryanus, 2375 nucleotides. It is a transcript of the gene hoxa4a, whose product is annotated as homeobox A4a. The record is from RefSeq and is a predicted model, not a curated record. Gene Ontology annotation, molecular function: RNA polymerase II cis-regulatory region sequence-specific DNA binding; DNA-binding transcription factor activity, RNA polymerase II-specific. Gene Ontology annotation, cellular component: nucleoplasm; nucleus. Gene Ontology annotation, biological process: anterior/posterior pattern specification; embryonic skeletal system morphogenesis; positive regulation of transcription by RNA polymerase II. NCBI's taxonomy places the organism in Eukaryota, Metazoa, Chordata, Actinopteri, Cypriniformes, Cobitidae.